Molecule: messenger RNA, 992 nt
Organism: Mesoplodon densirostris (Blainville's beaked whale)
Lineage: Eukaryota; Metazoa; Chordata; Mammalia; Artiodactyla; Ziphiidae
Product: G2/mitotic-specific cyclin-B1-like
Exons: 2
Coding region: 123-992 (289 amino acids)
Biological process (GO): mitotic cell cycle phase transition; mitotic metaphase chromosome alignment; regulation of cyclin-dependent protein serine/threonine kinase activity
Cellular component (GO): mitochondrial matrix; cytoplasm; cyclin B1-CDK1 complex
Molecular function (GO): cyclin-dependent protein serine/threonine kinase regulator activity
Source: RefSeq, a predicted model, not a curated record
UCCUCCCGGCGUGCUGCGGAGGAACGGCUGUUGGCCUGCGGUGGGUUCAAGGUCCCCGGCUGGUCUGGGGCUCCCGUGCUCUGCUUCUCCCUACUGAGCUGCUGCCUGGUGCAGAGGAAGCCAUGGCGCUCCGGAUCACCAGGAACACGAAAAUUAAUGCUGAAAAUAAGGCGAAGAUCAGUAUGGCAGGCGCAAAACGCGUGCCUGUGGCCACUGUUGCAGCCUCUAAGCCUGGGCUGAGGCCAAGAACAGCUCUUGGAGACAUCGGUAACAAAGUCAGUGAACAGCCACAGGCCAAAUUGCCCCUGAAAAAGGAAGCAAAAUCUUUAGCCGCUGGAAAAGUUAUUGCUAAAAAACUACCAAAACCUCUGGAAAAGGCUCCUCCUGUACCUGUGCCGGAGCCCCAGCCGGAGCUGGAUCUGGAGCCAGAGCCGGAAACCGAGCCUGUUAAAGAAGAGAAACUUCCCCCUGAGCCUAUUUUGGUUGAUACUCCCUCUCCAAGCCCCAUGGAAACAUCUGGCUGUGCCCCUGCAGAAGAAUAUCUGUGCCAGGCUUUCUCUGAUGUAAUUCUUGCAGUGAAUGAUGUGGAUGCAGAAGAUGGAGCGGAUCCAAACCUUUGUAGUGAAUAUGUAAAAGAUAUCUAUGCUUAUCUGAGACAACUUGAGGAAGAGCAAGCAGUCAGACCAAAAUACCUACUGGGUCAUGAAGUCACUGGAAACAUGAGAGCCAUCCUAAUUGACUGGCUAGUGCAGGUUCAAAUGAAAUUCAGGUUACUCCAGGAGACCAUGUACAUGACUGUUUCCAUUAUUGAUCGAUUCAUGCAGGAUAAUUGUGUGCCCAAGAAGAUGCUGCAGCUGGUUGGUGUCACCGCCAUGUUUAUUGCAAGCAAAUAUGAGGAAAUACGCCACCCAUUAGUAGAUUAUAAUGAGGGUUACUGUAUCUACAAAUCACAGAGGAUACAGCAGCAUUCAACACCAUUGACCACCCCAUGA